GCUUUGGGGAUAAGGAUGCUUGACCAAUUUUGUGAAGCUGGAAUCGGAUACGGAGACUCUUCUUGUGGAGCUUCAAUUCCAUCAUCAUCCAAGUUGUUGAUCAAAGGUGGUACUGUGGUUAAUGCUCACCAUCAACAAAUCGCCGAUGUUUAUAUUGAAGACGGUGUCAUCGUUGCUGUUAAUCCAACUAUCACUGUUGGAGAUGAGGUGCGUGUCAUAGAUGCUACUGGCAAGUUUGUUAUGCCAGGAGGCAUUGAUCCUCAUACUCAUCUAGAGUUUGAGUUUAUGAACACUGUAACGAAGGAUGACUUCUUCAGUGGCCAGGCCGCAGCAUUGGCUGGUGGGACGACAAUGCACAUUGACUUUGCCAUACCAAUUGAUGGGAGUUUAAUGGCCGGUUUCAAAGCCUAUGAAAAGAAGGCGAAGAAGUCUUGCAUGGAUUAUGGUUUCCAUAUGGCUAUUACCAAAUGGGAUGAAACAGUUGCAAGAGAAAUGGAGCUCAUGGUGACAGCGGGGAGUCUUACAAGGAAGUCGAGGAGAGCGUCACCGUGAGGAAGAAACACACAC
Molecule: messenger RNA, 567 nt
Organism: Lathyrus oleraceus (garden pea)
Lineage: Eukaryota; Viridiplantae; Streptophyta; Magnoliopsida; Fabales; Fabaceae
Product: dihydropyrimidinase
Exons: 4
Coding region: 16-552 (178 amino acids)
Biological process (GO): pyrimidine nucleobase catabolic process
Cellular component (GO): cytosol
Molecular function (GO): dihydropyrimidinase activity
Source: RefSeq, a predicted model, not a curated record